This is a messenger RNA of Biomphalaria glabrata, 759 nucleotides long. RefSeq lists its product as uncharacterized. The record is from RefSeq and is a predicted model, not a curated record. NCBI's taxonomy places the organism in Eukaryota, Metazoa, Mollusca, Gastropoda, Planorbidae. The annotation marks the transcript as partial. The transcript is spliced from 6 exons.
AUGGUGAAAAAUGUCAAAAGUUUUUCCAUUUCUGCUGUUGCCUCAUUCUCUUUUUUCAUAGUCAAAAAGUGGAAGAAAGGUGAUCAAAACUUGGAAGUACAAUCAAGUACACGUCAGUCAAGGUCACGUCAGUCAAGUACACGUCAGUCAAGUACAAGUGAGUCAAGUACAAGUCAGUCAAGUACAAGUCAGUCAAGUACAAGUCAGUCAAGUACAAGUCAGUCAAGUACACGUCAGUCAAGUACACGUCAGUCAAGUACAUGUCAGUCAAGUACAAGUGAGUCAAGUACACGUCAGUCAAGUACAAGUCAGUCAAGUACAAGUCAGUCAAGUACAAGUGAGUCAAGUACAAAUUGGGUCAGCCAGAUGGCCGUGGUUCAAAAGCCAAAUGGGGAUUGCACUGACCCAAGACAUCUAAACACUGCUUUGGGAUGUGUCCCUAUAUUCUACAACUCCGACAAGAAACUCGAAAUACAAGUGGACAGUAGUCAACAUGGACUUGGAGCUGCACAAAUACAAGAAGGACAACUAAUAGAAUUUGCCUCUAGAGCAUUAACACCAACUGAAAAUCGAUCAGAUCCUAAUUAUCCGAGAACAAAUGAGAAGGCUGAAGCUGCUGUAAAGAUAAUGAAGAAUUUAAUACUGAAAACUAAACAUAAUGGUGAUGAUCAAUAUGGAACUGGAACUCAGAAACACACCUCGGCAAUACUUAGUAUAACAAAAACUUACAAAACUUAAUACAAAUAAAAAAAAAUUUUA